GGACCAAACCUCUUGCCUCAAGGUACGGAACUUGAAGACUGCUGACUGCCUCAAUGAGAGUCUAAGGAUACAUCUUGACAAGCUACCUCAACAGCCCAACCAUUUUGGAGUUUUAAAUGCUCAUGCUUUACCUUUCCAACCAGCCACCCAGCUUCGUGCAAAAUCUUUGAAGGAAUUACAAAUGGAGGCAAAGAGUGGUAAGCAAAAUGUCGAAGAGCAAAUAAAACCUCCCCUAACUCUCUUGGAAUUGAAUAUGAUUUAUGAACGAUCUAAACCAAUCAGCCUCAUUGAUAUGCCCAUGGAUCUGAAUGCAAAGGAUGGUGAGGAAGAGGGAAAUGAAAAAGAUUAUGAACAGAAGAUUGAAAACUAUAAUGAUGUGCUGGAAUAUGUGGAUGAGGAAGUUCUUGUCAAAGGAAAAAAAGGCAAAGGGAACAAGAAAGAAAAGAACAACAAUGGGCAGAAUUCUACUCAUAGCCACGGAAACUAUCAAAAACCUUCAACAUGGGGGAGAAGAAGAAAAAAAUGAUUCUUCAUGACUUUGAUUGCUGGUGUUUUGCUGCUACACUGUCUACUAAGGGAUAUUCCUUCGAUUUUCUUGAGGUUGUUUUACUGAUGUUUGAACAACUAGGAGUAUCAACUACUGUUUUGGAUGCUUAUAGGCUUAGAUUUCAUGUGAUAGUUGAUCUUUCUAAGGAACCACAAUACUCGUUUGUUGUUCUCUAAGGUUUUUGGUCAUUUUUCUGAAUACUUGUUUGUGCUUCCUUUAGGUUUUUGG
Molecule: messenger RNA, 775 nt
Organism: Cuscuta campestris
Lineage: Eukaryota; Viridiplantae; Streptophyta; Magnoliopsida; Solanales; Convolvulaceae
Source: the annotation of a GenBank genome assembly